ACCUACUUCUGCUGGCACAAGAUUUAAAAUGGAGAAGUCGCUAGAAUUCCUCUCUUUACGGGGCCAAAACACUGUCAAAUGUUGGGAUCAUCACAUCUUAGGCAAGUUUGGAUGUGAGGCCAAAGAGAACGCAUAUGAUAAGGAUCGAAACUCACAGGGGAUUAUCAACUUUGGAACUGCAGACAACAAACUAUGUGAGGACAUUAUAAAAGAAAGGCUCAUGCGGCCAGACAUGAACAAGUUUGAUGAAACCAUGCAGCAUUAUUUCCAGUUCCAUGGCGGAGACAGUUUCAGACAGACUUUGGCAGAGUUUCUCCGAGAAAAAGCACAUGCUAACCAGGGCAGGGUCUCUGCUAAUGAUAUUUUUGUGACAUCAGGAGUUGCGUCAGCUUUUGACAUCCUUGCCCAUGCAAUCUGUGACCCUGGGGACACCCUCUUGAUCCCCUCCCCUCAUUAUGCUGGUAUGGAACAUUUUCACCAGCGUGGACAAGUCAACUUAUACAGAAUACCCCUAUCUAGUACAGGAACAGACAAAACUUCAAGUUUCCACCUGUCUGCUGACAUGUUGAAGACAGCCUAUCAGAAUGCAGUAAAUCAGGGCCAGAAAGUACGAGGAAUAAUACUCACCAACCCUAACAACCCCCUGGGUGACAUCUAUGAUGUUGAACAGUUAUACAACUUCUUAGAGUUUGCCCAUUCGAAAAAGCUUCAUGUUAUAAUGGAUGAGAUCUUUGCAUUGUCAGUGUUUGAUGAACACAGCAAGUUCCACAGUCUACUCCGUCUACAUCUCAUGUUACUCCCAGACCCUUGGAGAAUACACACUAUAUGGGGGUUCAGUAAGGACCUUGGUCUCUCUGGUCUUAGAUGUGGAGUCGUCCAUACCAAGAACCCACAAAUACAAACAGUCUUCAAAUCCCUGACAAACUUUGGAGCAGUUCCCCCAGUAAUUCAACACAAGCUCAAUACACUACUCAGAGAUAAAGAUUGGUUGGACAAAACUUAUCUACCCACUAAUAUAGACAGGUUAAGAAGCAACUAUAAGAUCAUGACAGAAACCCUUGAUAGCUUUAAUAUCUCAUACAGACACAGCAAGGCAGGAUUCUUUCUCUUUGCAGAUUUCUCAAAGUACCUCCAUCCUCCCAGCAAAGAAUCAGAGAUGGAUUUAUUUGAGAGGUUUAUAGAUGGCGGUGUAUACAUGGUGCCUGGCUGUGCACAUGGUUGGGACACAUUUGGUUGGUUUAGAGUCGUAUUCACAUCAACAUCAGAUAAAGAUAUAAUCAUUGAAGGUGUAAAGAGAAUCAAUGAUGUCCUCAACUCAAUCCCAGACCAAUUCACGACAGCAUCGUCAUCCAGUAACCAUGGUAACAACAGAGUUGAAAGUGAGGCUAGUGUCAGUGGGGAACUCAAAGGUGUUAAAAGGAAGACCCCAACCACUCCAGACACCACAGAUGACUUUGACUUUAUAAUUCCACAGCCUCUAAGCAAAGACUCAGGUCCUGAAGAUCCACUCGAAGGCAUGCUUAAAACACUCAAACAACAAAUUACCACUUCUGGUUGGUUAGACAAAAAUACUUCAGAUCAAUGGGAGGCAAGCAAUCCAGACACUGCCAAAGCAUUUAGAAAGGCAGCGGGUAAAGACAGUUCUUUUGAAAAGAUGGAAACCAACUCAAAUGACUCUAGUAAUUCCAAGGAAAGUGUUAACACGUGAAAAGAUAAUUAUGGAAUAUUUUUUUAUUGUACAUUUCUGUUGAAUGAAUAUGUGAAGUCAUUAUUUGUACAUAUCUUACAGUGAACACUUCAGUGUCAUGGAGGUUGAUUUAUCUCAUUAUCAAUUGUUGCAACUUGUCCAAAAGUAAGUCCCAUAUGAAGUGUAGUGCUCAUUAUACUAAAUGUUAUGUCUCAUUUACUUGGGAACAGUAAGUUAAAUUCGGUUAUGUGUACUUUGUAUUUUUAAAAGAUGGCAUUGUUUUAGACUCCACUUUUGAAUAUAAGUUUUGAUAAAAUCAUUUUAGGGAGGAAACAUAUAUAAAGUGGUCAACUAGGUAAAACAUUCCUAUUGAUAGGUCAUCAGUUUUACACUUCUCAUUAUGAAAUGAUUGAAAAUGAUACAAACUACACAUGCUCGAUUCAGUGUUUUUAUUCAUGACACUCACAUUAUUUACAUGUACAUGUUUGUGAAUAAUUCUUUCUGUAAAAACUUCAACACUGCAAUCCUACAUUUAACAUUUUGAAAAUUUCUCUUUUUGAAUAUCUAUUUUCUUACAUUCAAAUUCCAGUGUUAUUUUAUAUUGCUAUACGGCUGUAAAUGUAAGUAGAUGCUUCAGUUCAUAGAGAACACUAGAUAUAUACAUAGGGUAAAGUAAAACAGGUGAUAAAGGCUGAUGAUGAAUGGAAUUUAUCAUAUUGACCAAAUGACUAAAUCCAUACAUAUACAGUGUACAUGUAUGUAUAACCAGCAGGGUACAUCAUUUGGUUGCUAACCAAUGGAUUUUACCAAGCACCAGGGAUUGCAGCAUAUUAGGGGAAAUACCAUGGUAACCGGUCCACAAGUCCAUAAUUAUUGACGUGAAGAACAUGUUAUGCAUUCCUGCAAUUGUGUAAAAAAAUAGCAAAAGUAAUGCUAUGAAACUGAAAAAAAAUUCAUCAGUGGAAUUAGAAUAGACUUGAAAAACAUUUUGUGCUUCUCUUUUUAUUAUUAAUGAAUAUGAACUAAUAUGUAAUUGAUGGGUGGAAAUACAUUAUUCGCUUGUGAACAUUCAGUUCCCAUUGUUCUCCAACUCUUAAAAGCAACCAAGUGCUGCAUUUGGCUGAGAAUUCAAAAAUAUGUUUUGCUGCUUUGAUCAUUUUGGUAUUUGUUUACUUAAAAUUGGCGAAAUUGGUAUUUUUCACCCAGCUGACAUCAAUCUCAAGGUCGUGACUAAUACAUGUAUGUGCAUGUACAUAACUGUCAAUAGUUUAUUUUU
This is a messenger RNA of Owenia fusiformis, 2963 nucleotides long. Lineage: Eukaryota; Metazoa; Annelida; Polychaeta; Sabellida; Oweniidae. The record is from the annotation of a GenBank genome assembly.